UUUUCAACGAGUGGGUGAAGGAGCUUGUACGCGCAGCCAGUCGAGGUGUAAAGCAUACCAGCGGUCGUAGGGAGGUCAGACAGCAGUAACAACAUCACAACCAGUUACAACUGAGGGCAACAAUUGGUGUUGCUCUGCGUGUGGGGAUGGAUGUCCUAACGUGUCCAACUGCAGCAGGUUCCUAGGCAUGAGUGUGAGUUCGCGUUGGACAACUAUAAAGCGUGCGUCACUGUGUAGAACGUGCCUCCGCAAGCACCCAGGUGCAUGCCCUGUAACUACGUUGUGCGGAGUAAAUGGGUGCGAACGCCGUCAUCAUCAGUUGUUACACUCGUCCGGUAGCAGCCAACUAUUAUCAGACAUCCCGCCAGAAUUGAGUCGAGUCAACACCAGCUGUAACGUGCAUUCUGCUACUUCCGGAGGAGUUAUGUUCAAGUAUGUGCCGGUUACGUUAUAUGGGAAUGGGAAGAAGGUUGAUACUAUCGCUAUUUUAGAUGACGGAUCGUCGGCAACGUUUAUGGAACAUGACUUGCUGAGACAGCUAGGCAUCAGUGGCAAGCAUCGUCCAUUAUGCAUAUCGUGGACCGGUAACCAAAGCAGGGUUGAAGACGAGUCCGUAGAAUUAUCUGUUAAGAUAUCUGGCGUUGGGUCAUCUUUCAUAUAUGACAUGAACACGGUCCAUACAGUUCGUACCCUUGGCUUAUGUGAUCAAUCAGUAGAACCGAGGCAAUUAGCCACUCAGUAUAGCCAUUUGAGAGGUCUUCCACUACCAUUAUAUCAAAAUGCCUCGGCGAAGGUCCUAAUUGGCAUUGAUAAUUGCUUCUUGAGCCAAACCCUUAAAACGGUCGAAAGAGGGACAAACGAGCCGUCAGCAUCAAAAACCCGACUUGGAUGGGUAGUUUACGGGCCAUGCUCAAGUAGCGCAUCAGAUUGUAACCGGUACGACGGAAAUACAUUUAUGAACGUCCAUAUCUGCCCCUGCAAUAAAAAAAAAGACGAUGAGAUGGAUCUGGCUCUAAAAGAAUACUUCUCUUUAGAAUCGCUAGGAGUAUAUCGACCAAUGAAACAAUUGCGCUCUGAUGACGAAGAACAUGCGCUUAAAAUUCUUUCCUCGAAUGUUCGGUUGGUAGAUGGGCAUUUCGAAGCGAGCCUUCUGUGGAAGUACGACACAAUAAAACUUCCUGAUAAUAAAGCGAUGGCUUUGAGGCGUCACGAAUGUCUGGAGAGAAAACUGCGCCGUAACCCGAACUGA
Molecule: messenger RNA, 1249 nt
Organism: Anopheles merus
Lineage: Eukaryota; Metazoa; Arthropoda; Insecta; Diptera; Culicidae
Exons: 2
Coding region: 188-1249 (353 amino acids)
Source: RefSeq, a predicted model, not a curated record